CCAAACUCCGCUUCUGGUUACUUCUUUAGUAACAAUGGAUCAUUUUUUUCAAUUUAUUCAGUCUUUAAAAAAAAAAUCUUUGUUGAAGUGUAAAUUUUUUUUAUGACAUCCAUGAUCUGUCUGACUGUCAUCUCUUGUCAAGGACAAGGAAAAUGUUUUUCCUUGUCAAAAAAAGAUAUCAACAAUAAACAUGCAGCAACCUAGUCCAAAUAAUUAUGACCUCUUGAAACCAGAAAGGUGUUAAUUGAGUUAAGCGUAUAGAUUCAGAAUGAAUCAAGAAAUCUUAAUUGACGGGGUACCAGUGCAGAUACCAGCAGGGAACUAUAAAACAGAAUAUUUACCAGAUGGAACUGUACAGAUUGUUGUGUACUCCAACACUACUGUUGAUACCGGAGCAGAGGGAGAGUUCAAAUGGAAAGGACAUUAUUGUCGUACUAUAGGUAUCCAAAACACAACUGUACCACAUCAUAACAGUUAUGAUUUUGCUGACAGUGGUGUUCAGACUGACUUUCCAGUAGAAGAAGACGAAGAAACUACAGUUACAGAAGAUACUAACUUAGAAGUAGAAGAUGAACAAGUAGAAGAGAUGAUUCGGGAUGAAGAAAACCAGGAAAAUUUUGGAAGAGGAAAGAGAAAACGAGGACGUCCUCCAACUACAUUUAAACCUGUUAAACCCAGAAAGUCAUUUUCCAAUGCCAGUGUUAUACAGAAUAUUCAGGAUGACGAGUCUGAGAAAAGUGAUAAAACUGUUCAUAAAUGUGGACUGUGUGGCAUUACUUAUAAACGUAGGGCUAACUGGCAGAAUCAUCUAAAAACUCAUGCAAAAGAGAAAAUUUAUAUGUGUGGUUAUUGUGGAAAUUUGUUUCAGAAGGCCAACUUUCUACAACAUCUGAAGACUCACAAAGACGAGCAAGAUGAAGCUAAUCUGAGACCUAUAAUAGAGACCAAUCCACGUAGACCUGAUCGACCAUCACCUCCACCGCCGCCGCCACCACGGACACCAACACAACAAACACAACAACCAACACACACGGCCCAACCCCCACAACAAACCAUUCAAGAAACAGAAUCAUCUGAUGGAGAAAAACAGUUCAUGGUCAAAAGUCAUCAAGUGACAUUACCAAAUCAACAAGUGGCUACAUUGAUAGAUCUUGGUAAUCUAAUGGAUGUCUCCGUGAACGAGGAUGGUACAAUUGAUGGCGUUGAAACUCCUAAGACAAUAACUGCAGACCCACUGGAUGAGUCUGGUAUAAUGAAUAAUGACCUAGAUUAUAACCCCAGUGAUGGAAUAGAUGAUACUAAGUACAUAUAUAAGUGUAAUGUGUGUGGCAAGGAGUAUAACAGUAAGAGUAACUGCCAUCGUCAUUUGAAGACACAUACUCAUGCCAAAGUUUACAAGUGUAAUGAUUGUGACAAGACAUACAUGCAUCGUUAUGAACUUAAGAUGCACAGGCGUAUUCAUACGGGUGAGAAACCCUACAAAUGUCCCAUCUGUACGAGAGCUUUCAAUGAGAGUGGUAAUCUAAGACGGCACAUGAAGAUCCAUGCCGGUGAUGACACUCCAUAUAAAUGUGGAGUCUGCUUCAAGGGAUUUAGUGACAUGUAUCGUCUCCACGUCCAUCUGAAAGUUCACAGCGGUAAAAUCGUGUGUGAUACGUGUGGAAAAUCAUUCACUAAGAUAUCAGACUUGUAUAGACAUAUUAGAAUCCAUACCGGGGAUAAACCGUACAAAUGUGAUGUAUGUAAGAAGGCGUUUGCUCAGAAAGUGAACUUACAGACACAUUACCGCACACAUACAGGGAAAACACCUUAUCGUUGUGAUAUUUGUAAUUUUGGAUUUAGUCGUAAACAAAUUUUAGACAAUCACAUGAGAGGCCAUGAGGAGGAAGAACUAGAGGAACUAAAAAAACAACAGGAGGAAGAGAAAGAAAGUUCUAAUAUUGAAGAGGAAGAUCAAAUUCAUGUACAGAAUGUGAUGGAUGCUGCAGCCGACAAUGAGGAAGGGUUAAUAGAGGUACCGGAAGACGCACAGGAAGUAGAGACAGGACUAUCGCAGGAAGAACUGGCCCAACUUGUGGCUGCAUCUGUAGUAGAACAUGUAGAAGUAGAACCAACAACCUAAUUUAAAUACAAGAAAAGAAAUGUCAAAAAAAUAAUAUUCUCCGUUAUAUACAUGUAUACAAAACACAAAUAUUAACUUUGUAUUCAAUCAUUGUCAGUAGAGAAAUGUAAUUCAUUUUAGUAAAUCAUUAAUACAAAAAUGUUUAAUUGGUCAGUUUUGCUGGAGUUUAAACGGAAACUACAAAGUUAUUUUUGUAAAUAUUGCUGUCAUGCAGCUCUGUACAUGCAUAUGUGUAGGCAUGAUAUAAAUGAAUUUUCGAAAAAAUGUAAAUGAAAAAAUCCUGGUCAUGUGUAAUGAGAUUAAUAACUUAAUUUCAGGUUCUAUUACAUGUGUGAGAAAAAAAUAUAUAUCAUGUAUAUGU
Messenger RNA from Mytilus trossulus (common blue mussel), 2483 nucleotides. RefSeq names its product zinc finger protein 260-like. The record is from RefSeq and is a predicted model, not a curated record. The transcript has 3 exons. Bases 269 to 2122 code for a protein of 617 amino acids. NCBI's taxonomy places the organism in Eukaryota, Metazoa, Mollusca, Bivalvia, Mytilida, Mytilidae.